This is a messenger RNA of Medioppia subpectinata, 816 nucleotides long. Lineage: Eukaryota; Metazoa; Arthropoda; Arachnida; Sarcoptiformes; Oppiidae. The record is from the annotation of a GenBank genome assembly.
AUCAAUUGAUUGUAUCGAUUCUGCAAACAAAUGGUUGAUUAUAUCGAUUGUGUGAACCCGAAGGCCGGUGACGACGAACGACUGGCCCUAUCGGACCGUUUUGUACGCGAAGGCCUCGACGUCCAGGUGCUCACAGACGGCCAAAAGUUGCCGCACGUGUGGCAAUGGCUGACCGACGCCGAGUCCAACUGCCUGUCCCUCAGGCGACAGAUCGACAAAUUGCAUCGACAACACGAACAGGACCUUAAGGAGGUGGAAGAAUAUUUAGAACAAGUGUGGAAAUUAUCCAACGAUCGACUCCAGCAACUCGACAGUGAGAACCGGCGCCUGAAAAAGCAAAUACUUGUGAAUAAAAACAAUAAUAACAAUACAAAUAAUCUAUCGGAAUCUCAAUCACAAUGCGAUGAAUUGGAAAAACAAUUACUGAGAGUCAGUGACCAAAACGGCCGGCCAUUGACCGACAGUCAGUCAUCGGAAACGUCGGACAGUCCUGUCGUCGAUUACCCCCAACAGCGACGGCGACCAUCGGUGGGGCCGACGCCUAAUGGGGGGUCCGAUAGGGAGAGACGUCUGGAGCUGGAGUUGAGCCAAAGGGUUAAGGAGUUGUCGGAGUUGUCCGCGAAGUAUAGUCGACGAAAGCAACGGCACCGGGAGAUGGUAUCCAGGCUUAGAGAGUAUGUGUCGAAAGAGAACCGCGAAUUGAAUACAUUAUUGCAUUCAUUGGAUGUAAAGUACAGGGCGUCCGAAGAAGAGCUACAGAAGCACCGAAAGUAUUGUCGCAUUCAAGAGAUUACGGCUAUUAAUGAUAUCCAAUGA